AUGGUUCGUCUCCUAGUAUCACCGCGAUAUGGCGGUCAGUCGACGCCAAUCAUCGCCGGCGCAGCCUUCAUCACCCUCUGCGUCGUCUACCUCCUCCGAUUCCACGGCGCGAUAACACCCUUCACAUCCGCCAACUUCAGCUUCCGCACCUCAAAGACAUCCGGCCUCAACCUCGACGCCAUCAACGCGACCGCACAAUAUUUCAUCGACUACCCCCUCGGCCCGCCAUACAAGAAAGUCUUUGGAGAGCUGGGUGAGCGCACAAAGGUGCUGCGCUCGUGGAUCGAGGCGCUCGAGGAGAAGGAGGGCGGCCGCACCGACGGGUUGCGGGUUGUGGGGGCCGAGAGACAGUUUCUCGACGCCCAGGUCGAGCGAGUCGCCGCAUCCCUGUUCCCUUGUUUGCAAUCUCCGCCGAGGGACAUCCACAGCCAGACACCUCUGGCCGAUCUCAGGCGAAGGUUUAUGGGGGGCGCUGCCGCUGAUCAGAAGCCGGAGUAUGUGCCGAGAAAUGCCGGUAUCGUCAUUCCGACGGGACACGGCACGCUGCGGUUUGCGUGUCAUUUGGUUGCGUCCCUGACGCGCGUUUUGCAGACUACGCUGCCCAUUCAAAUUGUUUACGCCGGCGAGGAAGACUUAUCGGAGGAGGAUCGUGACACGCUUGUGCAAGCUGCCGAGGGCGAUGGCGGACGCAUCGAAUUUUUGGACAUUUUGACCGUCUUCAACGACACGACAUUGAAGCUGGCCGAGGGAGGAUGGGCAAUUAAGCCGUUUGCCGCGCUCGGCAGCCGAUUUGAGGAAGUUAUUCUACUGGAUGCGGACGUCGUCUUCCUGCAGAAACCCGAGCAGCUCUUCCAACAGCGCAAUUACCAAGAAAAGGGCGCGCUUCUCUUCCACGACCGACUGCUCUGGAAAGACCAGUUCCCCGAGAGACACGAAUGGUUCCACGAGAUGAUCAAGCACCCGAGCGAGGAGCUGCAAAAGUCUCUUGUUUGGACGGAGAAGUACGCCGAGGAGGGCGACUCUGGCAUCGUGGUGCUUGACAAGGGCCGGCUGAACGUACUCAUGGGCCUACUGCACACGGCGUGGCAGAAUACGCACGCCGUGCGCAACUCGUGGACGUACAGGAUCACGUACGGCGACAAGGAGACGUACUGGAUCGGCCUCGAGGCCACGGGCUCGACGUACAGCUUCUCGCGGCACUAUGGCGGUAUGGUCGGCUGGCGAAAGCCGUUUAGCGGGGUGCAGACCGAGAUGACGCAGGUGUGCAGCUUCGUGAUUGCGCAUGUGGACGAGGUGGACAACUUGCUGUGGUAUAAUGGCGGGCUAUUGAAGAACAAGAUGGACGACCCGACUGAGUUCGCGGUGCCGACGCACUGGAUGAUUGACCAGCAAUGGGUCAAGGGAGCGAGGAAGAAGGAUAUGAGUUGCAUGGUUGGUAUGAAUGCUAGAGAGCUCAGCGGAUCAGAGACCAGCGUCUUGAAGAGGAGCAUUGAGGCAGCGAAGGAUGUUGAUGAUAGACUCGAAUUGGUAUAG
Colletotrichum acutatum is the source of this 1533-nucleotide messenger RNA. Its product is annotated as mannosyltransferase putative-domain-containing protein. The record is from RefSeq and is a predicted model, not a curated record. Gene Ontology annotation, cellular component: Golgi apparatus. NCBI's taxonomy places the organism in Eukaryota, Fungi, Ascomycota, Sordariomycetes, Glomerellales, Glomerellaceae. Gene Ontology annotation, molecular function: alpha-1,3-mannosyltransferase activity. Bases 1 to 1533 code for a protein of 510 amino acids. Gene Ontology annotation, biological process: protein O-linked glycosylation. The transcript has 2 exons.